GCGUCCGGCAAUGUUUUUGUUCAUUUUUUGUGAAAAACAGUGAAAAACGCGUAGUCGCCAAACGCCGGUUCUAUCUGUUUAUCGUGCACAAUUUUAGCAUUGUUUCGCGUUUUAGUGCUGUUUUAUCUUCCAGAAUUGAAGCUCGUGAUGGAGGAACAAAUACCCACAGCAUCCACAUCCAAGCAAGAUAAAAAAAAAUCCGGUGCGAUGUGGGAAACCUUGAUACCAACGUUGAUCGAUAAAGUAAAUAAACGAAGUUCCUAUCUGGAGAAAAUUCUGGACAUGAUCCGACGGGAUCUGACCUACGAUAAUCCGGGGUUGUUUCCUACAACUCUUCUAGCAACGCCUAAGGAGAGAGAUCCUGUGAAAGCUUGCAACUUUUGGCUUAUCAACCAUUUGCUCUAUGUUGCUUCCAUCCAAGAUUUCUUUAGUAUCAAAAAGAACAACAUAGAAUUGCAAAAGGCGAUCAUUUCAGCUAGCUUCGUGAAGCAGAUAUGGUUUCUGUAUGACGCAGCUGACAAAUAUUUGGUGAUACUUGAUCAGCUGAAUUCCAUCAACUCAGAAAUGGAGACAAGGCUGGAGCACUUUCACAUGCCUGAUCACUAUUUUGUUGGGUUGGAUUGCGCCUGCGUCUUUGCGCCGAUUGUCGUGGGGAGCAAAAUUACAAAGGUAGCAUUAACUGAGAAUUGUCUACAUGUCCUGUGCCAAGUAGUCAGUCUAGUGGACGACUCAUCCAAUCGCAGCAUCCGCGAGCGUUCGGCCAAAUCGGUCAUGAAGACUCUGAAUCAAGGCUCAUUAGACGAGAAGACGCUAAGCAUAAUGUUUUUUGGCCAAUUUCUUAAGCUGAUCUCAGUUUAUACGUCAGAUCUAGAACAUUUAGUCGGCGAAAUUCUAUCGAUUGUGGAAACCACUUUGGAACGGUUUAAUCGCUGGCUAAGCAGUGAAAUAGCUCGAGUGAAGUCAUUGGAGCAAUUCAAGACGGCUCUCGUUGAUUUCUACAGCAAACUGAAUGGAUUAAAAUAUGGCACUUAUCAGUCCGAGCAGCAAAAUAAAUUGUUUCAAUGUUCAAUAAACAUUAUCAAGAAUCUAAUGAUCAUCGAGAAAGAUGCCGAAGAUAUCAAAUUGAAGCUUUUGGAACAGAUUAGUAGAUUUAUGGGUGGUUUACUGAAUCAAUGUAUGUCUGGUAUGAAUUGCGACCUGUUUGACGACAUAUUUUCGUUGUCUAACCAGUUUCCAGACCUAUUAAGCCUACUUGAAGUUCCCAUCACCAACGAACUAAUUGCGGCCAAGAAUCUGGAUGAGGUUUCCACAUUAAAACAGAACCAUUUCUGGAAUCGAGCACUGGAUACUGUCGAAGACGAUGAAUGUAAAAAAAAAACGCUGCAGAAGCUCUAUUUGCGCCAAAAAAUUAUCCAUCUAGCCGUCAACGUUACGUUUAACUACUCGUGUUGGUCACAAAGAGAAUACAACAGAACGCGGAGUGUUGUGGCAUUCUACGGUAGCUUGCAGCCAUUUCUACAGAAGCUUUUUCAAGACUUACUAGAAGUUGCUUUCAAUACUGACAUUAUCCUACUGGUGCUGGAUGUAUGCUUCGAUUCUAUCCUAUUGAAGGACUUCGCAUCUGUAGACGUUGACUUCCAAAAACAUAUUUGUUCCUGGUUUUUGCUGCCGUACGAACCUUUAGUCACAAAUUCAGUUCUUUCGGUAAUUCCCGAAAAUUUGAAGAAAAAAUAUUACGACUACUUGCAAAACAGUUGUGAUAUUCAGUUAAUAAAAACCAAAUCGCUGGAUCAACUGUGCACUCUCAGUUUCAACAACAUCAACGAAUCUGUAUCGGACACGCUGAAAACUAAUCUCUGGACGAUCAUUACGAGCAUCGCAAGUUCGGGAGACCUUGAACAGACACGAAUCCUACACAGUUUCUACACGAACCUUCUACUUUCCUUCAAGUAUCCACCAUCACUGCUAGCUAAAGAGAUGCUUCUGAUAUCCCUACGCACGCCAGAACUGCGGCAUGCCUCAGUUCAAAAUCUGAACGCACAUGUGUGUAUGAAGUCUGGAAAUUUCUCAAUUUUUGAAAUCAAACGUGAAUCGACCCUGAGGAGAAAGUACCGCUGCUUUGUGUGUAAACCAAGUGCCGACGACACUGACAUUGCUUGUACUCAAACAACUGCGACUCAAAAACGAGAACCUUUCGCCCAGAGUGAUGGCGUUAGAAUCACUCCAAAAAGUGUUACAGAAUUUUCUGAAUUUGACUUGUCUGUCGAAGAUUUGGAACUCCUGUAUCGCACGGAGGACAACGAUAUACGGGUCGAAAUGGCCAAAAUGCUACCAGUUCUGCUAAAACACAGCGCUCAACUCGUCACCAACGAACAAAUAGUACAGGCUUGGAGUGGUCUUAUAACGUGUAACUUAGUGGAAGUGUGUAUCACAUUUUCGAAAACAUUUCCCAUGCUAAUGGAGUACAUAAUGAACUCCUCACUAGACAGUCAGGAGAAAGAUAAAAUAAUCCAAACGUGUCUUGAUAAAUUGCUACAAGCAGUCAAGCUUAGCUUGAAGAAAUCGGACUACAACUACCAAUCGGCUGUGAUGAACAUGCUGGUUAAAUUUGCUACUUGUGACGGUUUGAGCGAGGAACGUUUAAUGCACUGUUUGCGGAUGUUGUUCUUCUUUUUGAUGCUCCGUGAGUCAGAGGUUUCACGGGAGGCCACCCUGGCUGCGGGAGAAAUGUGUGGGCAUCAUGGGGUGUCAACACUGGACAUGCUGCACUGGUAUCGUCAUGAUACGAUCAAGCUAAUGACAGCCAUAAGUGCCACAAACUAUUGCUGCUAUAACGCAUCCUUGCAUAAAUCGCUGUACCAUAUUAGCCGAACGUUUCAGUUCAGUGGACCAGUUAAAUUUGUGACUAAAUACUACAAGAUCAUUCUGGCUAUGUUGCUACCAUGGUGUGUCAAGCGCCCGAAAUGUGAACAUUUGCUGCAAGAACUUGCGAAUAUGACUCGAAGGGAUAAGAAAUUAAUGCUGUCCGGUUCCUUCCUUACCAUUUACCCGUAUUUGUUCAUCAACGAACCGGCGAACAUUACUAAUCAGUGUAUUGACUACAUCAUGACCAACACCGGGAUCACUCUGGUGCAUCUUCUCCAUUCCGAUAUAAAGAAAACGGUUGCCGAAAUUUUGAUUUUCUACCAUAUUAACGCCGAGUGCGUUUUACAUGCAUUUCGUAGUCUGUUGGCGAAGGAUGACGCCCAGGACAUUACGACAGCACAAAUGGCAGAAUACAUAUUCAACCGGUUCCUGGGUGUGCUCACGUUUUUCGAAGCGACGCUUAUCAACCCAGAAACGGAAAAAGUUAUGAAACGGGAAACAUUACAUAGUUUGGGUGAAAUUAUCCGGCUCCUUGGAGGCCACCACAUAACGCCAUUCCGUUUCAAAAUUAUUGCUCUGUUGAAGACGGCUCUGUCGUUCGACGAAGCCAACUUCAAAGAUAUAUGCAUCAAAGUGUGGCGAAUAUUCAUCUGUACCGUAGACGUCGAACAGCUGGGGUCAUUGCUGAGCAGCAUAUUCGUGUCAUUAGUUCAUUUCAUCGAUCAAUUUCCGGAGGACAUAAACUACAUCUUCCACUAUUUGGUUGUCCAGAAUAAUAGUUUGCUGAGCCAGCACAUACCGGAUCUGUUCUUUCUGGACGAAACCGAGGUGGAUGAGGAUAUCAAGAGGAUUGUCGCGGUGCAUACCAAGACCGAUAGAGAACGUGAUCAAUUUCUUGUUAAGUUUACUGAGCUCAUCAAACAGGUGAAUCACGAGAACCUCUCAGUGAGAGUGUUUGGUUUGAAGUAUCUCAAACGGUUAUUCUCGUGCAGCCGUAUCCAAGUGAAUGAUACCAUCAUUGGCCAACUUACCUUUAAUCCAAUGGUGGAGAGUCUGUUGGACAAUCUCAUCAAAAGCUGCAGUGACAUUGACACCAACUAUAGAUUACGAGCAGCGGAAUGCAUAGGAGAAUUAGGUGCUCUAGCUCCCAGUUAUCUUCCUCCAAACUAUGCCCCGCAAGACAGUUUCGCUCUAAGCAUCCACUCGGAUGCGUUUGCCAGUAUGGCUUUAGCAGAAUUAUGUCGAGCUUACCAGUUCCAAAAAGACACCAAACUUGUGGAUAGUUUUUCGCUCGCGAUUCAAGAAAUUUUGGGCGAGCGUGGAGUUUCGCCAAAGACAGGGAAGAAACUCGAAGUUUGGGAGGCUAUUCCGGAACGUUUAAGACCAAUUAUGGAACCCUUGCUUACUUCCUGCUACACUGGUCUCACUAUGACUACGACAAUUGAGUGCCACCCUAUUUUUGGGAGCUCUAAAGCUCAGUCCUGCCAAGAAUGGGCCUAUCUAUGGGCUUGCCAGAUGAUCGAACACCUCGAAAAAGACCACACACAGACCCUGCUUAAAUCAUUCAAACCAAGCAUACGGUGCGACAUUAGCACGAUGACCAUGUUUCUGCCAUAUAUUCUUUUGCAUGCCAUACAAGGAAGCUCCGAAGAUUACCGAAAGAAGAUGGUCGAAGAGCUGCAAUUUUUGUUCAAUGCUAUCAUGAACAACAAUCCUGAAAUUGACAGUCCCGAACAGCAAGACCAUUACGUCCGUGGUUUACGAACAUUGCAAUUUAAACCAGAAGACCACAAGGCAGCAUCUUCCGAUACCGAAACCAGUGACAUGUCAAACGAAUGUGCCAAAUUUGCCUUCAGUUUGUUGGAUUUUCUCGAGAAAUGGAAGCGCCAGUGGCGAAAAGUUUAUCAACUUGAUGAUAGCAAAACGGACUUCCACAACGUUGAUGGAUUUCUCAGCGAAUUUGAUCAUGAAAUGUUGGCCAACAUUAAUUUCAAAUGCAACGAAUAUGCGCGCUCAUUGAUGUAUCUGGAAGCUUUCAUCGAAGACGAUCCUUCGCGCCUGCAGCAGCAUCUUUUCUUCUUGGCUAAGAUAUUCACCCAUCUUAACGACCCGGACUCAGUAGAAGGAGUUAUGUGUCUCAAAACAACUGAACCAACUUUGGCAGAGCAAAUUCUGCUGCACAACGCAACCGGACGGCUACACCAAACUGCCGCCUGUUACGAACGUAUGCUGCAAGUUGGAGAUGUAAGUCCCCGGGAUAUUCAUAAUAUGGUAGAAUGUUAUCUAAGCUUAGAUCAGCCUGAAACUGCACUGCUUCUGUCCGAAAGUCUGCUUAACAAAUAUUACGAAAGCAAUGUGCACUCAUUACUUCAGGAAAUCAAAGCGGAACCACUGUAUCGGCUAAGUCGGUUUGAAGAGCUAGAAGAAUUGUUGGAGUCUCCGUCAGUCCAGGAUAGUGAUAGCUGGGGUGUGAUUUGUGGUUCGUUAAUGAUCAGCUACCGGAAGAACAAUCACGAUCAGUUCAAGCAAAGGCUUGAACAGGCAAGAUUGGCAGUUUUGAAGAUUCUUCGAAACUCUGACCUUAAAAUUAGUGCCUAUGAGAAAGGUUAUGAACAGGUACUCAAACUUCACAUGAUAACUGAAUUCGAAAAAUGCGAACAAGUGCUGAACAAUGUACGAUCGAACGGACUUCAAAGAUGUCACGCAGAUAUAAAAAAUCUGAUAGAAAAUUUCGAAUCUCGGUUGGAAUUGCUCCAACCGGCAGCAGCCACUGUGGAACCUAUCAUAAACCUUCGCCGCAUAUUGUUAAAAGAGACCAAAAUAUUGAUCAACGGACUCCCUACCAGUGCCAGCACAGGUGGUUUGGUGAAAGAGAUCAACGAAACCAUCGAUAGCCAUAUCGGUGAAUUAUGGAUAAAAAGUACUGAACUGGCAUCUAGAGCAAAACUCUUCGAGCAGGCACAUCUCUAUAUUCUGCAUGCGGAGAGUUACAAACCCAAGGAGCUGUUCAUUAAGAAAGCUAAACUGCUCUGGGAGAAGCGCGACGUUGCAAACGUUUUCAAAGUCCUUGAAAGAGGUCUUGCUGAAAUUUUGCAGUUAGCUAAAAUAUCAGAUCCAAAGCAGUUGCCCAAAGAUGAUAAAAUGAUUUUUGCCCAAGGAAAACUCCUGAUUGCCAUAUACAAUGCAGAUUCCUCCAAUGUCUCUACCAGCAUCAAUCAGAAAUGUUUUAAAGAAGCAGUACUGGCUUACCCGGAGUCAGAAACCUGUAUGGUCCACUUGGCACAAUAUCUGGACAAAUUACACGCGAACUUUUCUAGCGACGAUCAAGAUUCGACGAGGGGAUGGGAACUUCUGCAGGACGUUAUGACUUAUUACGGUAAGUCCAUGAUGUACGGUUCCACAUACAUUUACCAAUCGAUGCCGAGAGUGCUCAGCAUUUGGUUAGAUUUCACUUCCAGAGGUGUCAAUAACGACUCGUAUAGAAAGAUUUGUUCCACUAUGAACAAGCUAGCACAAAGGUUCAGUGAAACACUGUCACCGUAUUUCUUUUUCACUGCAUUUUCCCAACUUAUGAGCCGUGUAGCGCAUCCUUCUGUUGAAGUAUUUCAGGUGCUGAAAUCAAUCAUAGUUAAACUGAUUCUCACCUAUCCUCAGCAAUCCCUUUGGAUGUUGCUUAGCGUUUACAAAUCGUCCUACACAAAUCGCGUCAAACGAUGCAACGAAAUUUUCCACGAUAAAAAAUUAGCAAAAACGUCUAUGCAAAAGAUGAUCACCGAUUUCAAUGCACUAGCUGAAAAGUUUAUCGAACUUACAAACAAAGAUCUGGGAUCAUCAAAAGAAACCAAAGGAAUUGUGUCAUCUGUAGUCAAGUCACUACCGAAACUGUUCAGUGAUGGCGUCCUAUCCGAUAUCAUGAUGCCUAUUCAAAAGUGCAUGCAACUGGUAUUAGAUAAAAAUUCAACUAGUUUUUCUUCGUAUCCAAUGAACCUGGUGUACAUACAUGGAAUACGCGAAGAGUUUACCAUCCUCCAAUCGUUGCAAAAGCCCCGGAAAAUCACAUUGGUCGGUCACGAUGGACGCGAAUACACCAUGAUGAUGAAACCGAAAGAUGACCUCCGCAAGGACUUCCGUUUGAUGGAAUUUAAUGCUGUCGUGAAACAAUACCUAUACAAAGACCCAGAUGCUAAACACCGUCGCCUAAAUAUCAGGACCUACACGGUACUGCCUUUGAAUGAAGAAUGUGGCAUUAUAGAAUGGGUGGAAAACUUGAAUACAUUCCGCAGCAUCAUAUGCACGUACUACAAGCAACGAGGAAAGGGCAUGGCGGCAAAGGAGCUGCGCAAUUACAACUUCAAACGGCAGGAACCACUUCAAAAGAAACGUGACGCUUACCUCAAUGUACUUCUACCUCGACAUCCUUCUGUUUUUGGAGAGUGGUUUCGCGAUCGGUUUUCCAAUCCUCAUAACUGGUUCCAAGCGCGAAGCUCUUACAUUAGAACCACGGCUGUGAUUUCUAUUGUUGGUUACAUUCUCGGUCUCGGAGAUCGUCACGGCGAAAACAUUCUCUUCGAUGCAACAAACGGCGAUACGGUUCAUGUAGAUUUCAACUGUUUGUUCAACAAAGGCGAGACGUUUGAAGUUCCAGAGCUUGUACCUUUCCGUCUCACGCAUAACAUGGUCAAAGCAAUGGGACCACUCGGUGUAGAAGGUCUCUACCGUAAAUGCUGUGAGAUAACGUUGAGGGUGCUUCAGAAUCAAACACCAACCUUCAUGUCAGUUCUGAAACCAUUUGUGUAUGACCCAUUGGUAUCGUGGAGUAAGAUAACGAAACAUGAUGGUACAACGGAACGCACUGACCCUCAAGCCAUGAAUAACGUCAAACAUAUUGAAGAACGACUCAAAGGAUAUGUGCGGAUCCAUGGAAAAACAUCUCAAAUGCCACUGUCGGUUGAAGGUCAGGUAAAUCAUUUGAUCAGUGAGGCGACUAAUCAAGAUAAUCUUGCUCAGAUGUACAUAGGAUGGGCUGGAUACAUGUAAGGUAAAUUUGAUUUUAUUGUUCAAUGUUCAUAGUUUUUAGCUCAUAAUAAUAAGUGU
This is a messenger RNA of Ochlerotatus camptorhynchus, 7959 nucleotides long. RefSeq names its product serine/threonine-protein kinase ATR-like. Gene Ontology annotation, biological process: telomere maintenance; protein phosphorylation; DNA damage checkpoint signaling. Lineage: Eukaryota; Metazoa; Arthropoda; Insecta; Diptera; Culicidae. Bases 148 to 7902 code for a protein of 2584 amino acids. Gene Ontology annotation, molecular function: protein binding; protein serine/threonine kinase activity. The record is from RefSeq and is a predicted model, not a curated record. The transcript is spliced from 8 exons. Gene Ontology annotation, cellular component: nucleus.